CGCCACUAAUUCGUGACAGGCGUAGUGAACAUUUUCGGCUUUUCCUUUUCAAGAGCCGUCAAAGCAGAUUGGGGGGAAGAGGCCGAUAAGGUAAAGUAUCUUUCUCACAACAAAUCUCCUCACAAUCAUCAUCACAAUCUCAUCUUCUUCCUCCUCCUUCAAUGUUAGAUGGUCGCACGUAUUUGAUAUAGCAUCUGGGCCGACAUUGGCUAUCCUCUCAGAAGCAUUGCCACAAAGAGCGGCACCACAAAGGAAAUACAAUCUUACAUAAAACCCUUCCCAUCAUGGUUCGAGGUAGACGACAAAAUCCAGAUGCGCCGCCAUCACGGCAAUUAGAGAUAUCUAGAGCAUUUCGAAAGAGAAAAGCAAACGAUUUACAGAUCUUACAAGAUCGCGCUGAUAGGUUGGAACGAGAAAAUGUUGAUCUAAGGCGGGAAAAUGAAAGAAUGCGCAUACUUUUAAAGAGACCAUCAUCGUCUUACAGCACGCUUGGACAUAUUGAUCAUUCAAACAAUCAAAGGCAUGUCAAUGACGAAAAUACCUACAACGGCUUCCAUCAUGGAGCACAUGAUCGUACAAAUUCCAUGCCUUCAACCAUGUCUAGACGUGGCGAAGAACUUAUUCAAAAUAUUCAAAAUCAUUGGUCAUUCAACACAGGCUUCGAUCAACUUUCGCAUACGCCAAGCUCGUCCUACAAUUAUCCCAUCCAGACUGCUUCUUCGGACGGAAACAUGAAUGAAGCUCAAAUCAAUCAUCAAAAUGAUCAAAGCAUUGGUAGUAACUUAUCCAAUCGACACGAUUCAUCUAUCCUUCAGGUUUCGACAGGAUCGAAUGGCUUGAACUCUGGCACUUCUGCAGUUUCACAAGCGUCUGAGCAAUCGUUGCAAUCACCUCAGUCCUCAACUGCACAAUCAUUCCAAGUAAUGGAUCUGCGUCCGGAAUCGCAAAUGCGAAUGUUAGAAAGCUUUCAACAUGUUAAUGAUGAUGCUGAAGAAUCUGAACAACAUAUCACGGAUCAGGACCAUCAUCAACAAGACCAGCAUCGUGGAAGUUCAGCAUUCAACCAAAAUGCCUAUAAUGAAUCUCAGCAACAUGAAUUACCAAUCCAUCCACAAGAUCACGAAUCAGCACAACGGUUAUGGGAACUUGCCGUUCGUGCAAACGGCGGCGAUACGGAUAGAUGUUGUGCCGGCUUAUUCAAUUGCGAUGAUCAAGGAAGAAUAAAAGUCGAAACUCCUCCACACGUUGCUUAUCCAGCAUAGAUUUGCUGAUUUCUUUUCUUUCUCUACUGUAUUCUCAUCUUUUUGUUUUGCUUCUGCAAUG
Messenger RNA from Meira miltonrushii, 1323 nucleotides. RefSeq lists its product as uncharacterized. The record is from RefSeq and is a predicted model, not a curated record. NCBI's taxonomy places the organism in Eukaryota, Fungi, Basidiomycota, Exobasidiomycetes, Exobasidiales, Brachybasidiaceae. The transcript has a single exon. Bases 285 to 1262 code for a protein of 325 amino acids.